AGAGAGACGAAAAAAAAACAUCUCAGCAAAUUUCCUAAAUAUACUUCAUGACUUGAUUGUGGUUAAGUGUGAAGACAGAACGGGACUUGUGGAGGCCCCCAGAUUGGUGCUGAAGUCUUCAGCUCCUGUCCCAAGUCUCUGGUAAGAAACCCUGCAUCCCCAAAGACUAGCAGGUCUGUUCAUCUUUUUGCAGAAGUCUAGCAAUGGAGUCUUUCCUUAAUGAGACUGAUUCAACUGACCUACAGGCACUGCCCUGGAGUGAACCCCAACUAAUUCUCUCCGUGGUCAUCCUCAGCCUCACUUUCUUAUUGGGAUUGCCAGGCAACGGGCUGGUGCUGUGGGUGGCUGGCGUAAAGAUGAAAUGGACAGUGAGCACCGUUUGGUUUCUCCAUCUCACGCUGGCAGACUUCCUCUGCUGCCUCUCCUUGCCCUUCUCCCUGGCUCACUUGGCUCUCCAAGGACACUGGCCUUAUGGUCGGCCCCUAUGCAAGCUCAUUCCCUCCAUCAUCAUCCUCAACAUGUUUGCCAGUGUCUUCUUGCUAACUGCCAUCAGCCUGGACCGCUGUCUUUUGGUGCUCAAGCCGAUCUGGUGCCAGAAUCACCGCAAUGUGAGGGCAGCCUUCAUUAUCUGUGUAUGUAUCUGGGCGGUGGCUCUUAUAAUGUGUAUACCUGUGUUCAUAUACCGUGAAACAUUCACUAUAGACGACCAUAAUAUCUGUAGCUACUAUUUUGGUGGCGAUAGCUCCUUUGACUAUUUGAACUUCACCUUUGAUGGACCAGAAAAUGGAUCUUUUGACGACUCCAUCAUUCAGCUGUCUGGAGAAAUUAAUCAUAGCCCAGAUGCUUUCCCUUUACAAACUAAUGAUCAUCCUUGGACAGCUACGACUCUCCUUCCUUCUCAAACAUUUCAAAGACUUCCUGGAGAUUCACUCCCUGUGGACUCAGCUAGAUUAUCUAAUCAACAUCCAUAUUAUAAAUUAAUUAAACCUGAUGCUGAAAUCUUACCCACAACCCCCAUUGGCCUUCCCACUGAUGAUCACAGAACUAACCCAAUGAGUAACUUAAAUACUUUCCUCUCCACCGGUUUAGAGCUUUUCUCUACUGCCUCUAGUAACACCUUCUAUAGGCCUGAGCUAUCACAAGAUUUCCUGGAUGAUGGUGAAGACUUCUUUGCAUAUGACAAUCAAGUCCCAACACCUCUGAUAGUAAUGGCCAUCUCUAGGCUAGUGAUGGGUUUCCUGAUGCCCUUGUUUGCCAUGCUGACCUGUUACGGCCUCAUUAUCUUCCGAAUGCGACGAGGGCGCUUCACCAAGUCUCGGAACAAAGCCUUGCGAGUGUCCAUGGUGGUGGUAGUUGUCUUUCUUGUCUGCUGGGCCCCAUACCACAUUGUUGGAGUCCUCUCAUUGUUUAUUGACCCAGAUACUCCCUUUGGGGAAGUUCUGCGCUUCCUGGACCAUGUGUCCAUUGCUCUAGCAUCUGCCAAUAGUUGCUUGAAUCCCUUCCUAUAUGCCUUCAUGGGAAAAGAUUUUAGGAAGACAGCAAAGCAGUCCGUGCAGGGCAUUCUGGAGGCAGCUUUCAGUGAGGAUCGGACACAUUCUACGAACUGUACCCAAAACAACACCUUUUCAGAAAGAAACAGUAGUAGAGCUGUUUGAAACUAUGGAGCACUUGGCCCAAGCAGAGCUUCUUAGGUAUUCACCAAGUGUGAUAUGUUUCUAAAAGAACAAGGGGCAUGGUGAGCAGGGAUUUCAAGAAACAUCAAAGACUCAGUCUAGAGGUCUUCAGAGUGGGUCCUGUACUAGUUACAUUGGCAUCACCUGGAAGCUCUCUGGCUCCACCUGACAAUGACAAGGUCCCUUGUUUCUGAUGAAUGCUAAAGUUGAGAGUCAAUGCAAAGCUUAGUCUAUGCCUAUCCCAAACUAAGCCUACUGAAAUAAAUGAAAACCUAGUCUGCUGUAAAAUGACGUUUCCAUCAUUAAAGUUACAAUUUAUAUAUCUAAAUUCCCUUCCAGAUUCAUUUUAAAACCAAUUCUCCCAGCUUUGAGUGAAAGGUGAUUAUUUAUUCUAUGUCUUUAUUGUUGUACUGCUGGUGGUGGUGGGAUGGUUGUAAAUAAAGAGAAAGUGCAAGAAGAAAUUGCCAAUGAAAAUAAGGAUUUAUGAGAAUGAGUCUGGGGCAGAGUACAAUGACAAACACUUAUUUCGAAGACUCAUGGAUACAGGACACAAUUCCAAGCUUCCAUUAUUUCAACUAAAUAAUCAUCUGCUGUGCAAACACAAACAACUAAGAUAUAUAACAACUUACUCAUGGACUGGAAUGUAUGCUGCCCUUUGAGGAGGUCUCUUGUCAAUUUGUUUAUGCUACCCAUUGAUAGUGCCAUCUAACUUCUCCUGAUCUUGAAUUCAUCAAUUCCUUAUUCCUCCCCUGCCUCUAAGUCUUCUUUCACACUACACUUUGUACCUAUACUAACCUCUCAUUUCAAAAGUUAAAAAUCACUGGAAAAUGACUCAGUACCCUCCCAAACACUAUAAAACUUAUUAAUCCAUGACUAUAGGUAUGUAUCUUUCACGCUGUAAUUACCAGAUGUAUCUUUAGGUUUUUUCAUUAAACUUCAUCAAAAUAAUACAUACUCAUAUACAUUCAUAGUUUAAAGAUAUUCAAGGUUUAUAAUGAAAUACGAGAUGUUUCCUGCCCCACUCUGCCCAACUGCUCCCUCCUCCCACUCCCAUUUUGCAGAGAUAACCCUUGUAACGAUUUGAGAUGUUUCUUCUGAUAUCUGCCACAAUAUUUCUAAGUCAUAGGCUUAUGCCAAUCGUUUUUGUAGACAGAUAAAAAUGACUCGUUUUUUGCAAGAUGAAGAACUUUAUCCAAGCACAUUUAUAUUUUUUUCUUUAUCCAGAGUCCAAAUAUUCACUAACCAUCCUACUUUAAUUCAUUUGUCACAUUUUCUUCCACUUCCUCUCUCCAUUCCAACUGUAUAGAUAUAUAACUUUCCUUCUGUCCUUCUUUCAUUUUAUAAAAACAUUGUUCAACUCCCUGUCACCUUCUCAUUUUCUCUGUAUACAAACCCAUGUGUUAAACCACUAAAAUUUCAGGUUUCCUUGUACGUCAACGUAGCUUCUUCUAUGCUGAAUACAAUGACUUAAUCUAAAGAUAGAAAAUGAGAAGCUCUUGACUUGCUUUGAUGUGAGGGUCUGGACUACAAAUCUGUUAUAAAGCGCUAUACAGGAAAUUUCAAAUAACUAGGGAUUCUUUCACCCUGUGAGGUAAUGCCUAAUAUGAUGUACAUUUGCAAGCUACCUUUUAUUUUAAGCUGCGUAUAUAUUUGAUGCAAAUAAAUGGUUUCUUGCAAG
Molecule: messenger RNA, 3351 nt
Organism: Phyllostomus hastatus (greater spear-nosed bat)
Lineage: Eukaryota; Metazoa; Chordata; Mammalia; Chiroptera; Phyllostomidae
Gene: C3AR1
Product: complement C3a receptor 1
Exons: 2
Coding region: 204-1655 (483 amino acids)
Biological process (GO): positive regulation of cytosolic calcium ion concentration; inflammatory response; chemotaxis
Cellular component (GO): plasma membrane
Molecular function (GO): complement component C3a receptor activity; G protein-coupled receptor activity; complement component C5a receptor activity
Source: RefSeq, a predicted model, not a curated record